AAUUCUUCAGCGUAAUGUCAUUUUCGGAUGUUUUGGAUGCAAAACCAAAAGAGCCAAAGCUCUAUCGAUUGCUUGGGUGUGAUGAAAGCUCUUCGAUAGAUCAAAUAACUGCCGAAUAUCGGGCACGGGUUCGCGACUGCCAUCCGGAUAAAGUGAAGGAGCACAACACGAAUUCGACUGAAAAAUUCAUGGAGCUACAGGGAAGUUUAAUAAAAUAAAUUAAUAUCAAUAAAACGCACAAUAAUUGUUGUUACCUCUUCAGAAUGCAUAUUCUAUUUUAACGAGUGAUUCUCGUCGAAAAACUUACGAUUCGUGGCUUCAUUCCCCGUUUCCAGUUUCUUUUGAAGACUUCACAAAGUCUCAGGACACUUUUCAGAUGUCAACUCACUGGGCAGUUCCAAAAUCUCAACCAUCUAUUGCAGCCAAUCAACCAGAAAAGUUGUCUCAAAAUUUUAAAUCUGAAAAAUCUGAAAAAUCACGCUGGUCCGACGGUGAUCGAUAUCAAUCAUCGAUUGCCUCGGCUUUUAGAAAUUAUAAAGUUUAAACCUGAAAUUUUUUGCCAAAUUUAACACUCCAAAAUAAUAUGAAUAUUUUCAAAACAAUAUUUGUAUUUUAUUCAUUUAUAUCAAUUCUUAAUAAAUGUUUAUUGAAUA
Caenorhabditis elegans is the source of this 653-nucleotide messenger RNA. It is a transcript of the gene K07F5.16, whose product is annotated as J domain-containing protein. The transcript is spliced from 3 exons. Lineage: Eukaryota; Metazoa; Nematoda; Chromadorea; Rhabditida; Rhabditidae. The record is from RefSeq and is marked reviewed. The coding region runs from base 15 to 218 and encodes 67 amino acids.